Lotus japonicus is the source of this 1003-nucleotide messenger RNA. Its product is annotated as glycine-rich cell wall structural protein 1.8-like. The record is from RefSeq and is a predicted model, not a curated record. Lineage: Eukaryota; Viridiplantae; Streptophyta; Magnoliopsida; Fabales; Fabaceae. The transcript has a single exon. Bases 63 to 854 code for a protein of 263 amino acids.
ACCCUCCAACCUCACCAACAAAGUUAUAGCUCAUUGUGGGAGUUCUCAUAUUCUUCAAUCCCAUGGCUAUACAGAGAGUUGCUGGUGUUGUUUUCUUAGUACUACUGGCUUUAGAGAUAUGUUCUGCCACAAGGGCAUCACUUACUUUUGAAGGAGGACCUGGCUAUGGUGGUGGAGGUUAUGGCGGCGGCCCAGGUGGUGGGAGUGGAUAUGGAGGUGGAAGUGGUGGAGGACAAGGUGGUGGUGAUGCUGGAGGAGGACCUGGAUAUGGAGGCGGGCAUGGCGGUGGCGGUGGUGGUGGAAGUGGUGGUGGUGGAGGUUAUGGUAGUGGGGGGGAGCAUGGUGGUGGUUAUGGUGGAGGUGAAGGAGGUGGAGCUGGGGGAGGCUACGGACCUGGCAUAGGAUAUGGAGGAGGAGGAGGAAGUGGCGGUGGAGGUGGCUAUGGUUUGGGAGGAGGUGGAGCUGGUGGAGUCGGAGGCUAUGGUAGUGGUGGUUAUGGUGGUGGCCAAGGAGGUGGAGGUGGAUCUGGGGGAGAGCAUGGCGGUGGUUAUGGAGGCGGUGAAGGUGGUGGAGCUGGAGGAGGCUAUGGAGCUGGUGGACAACAUGGCAUUGGAUAUGGAGGAGGUGGUGGAAGUGGAGGUGGAGUAGGCUACGGUGGUGAUGGGGGAGCACAUGGAGGUGGGUAUGGAAGUGGUGGUGGUGCUGGUGGAGGUGAAGGUGGUGGAGCAUAUGGUGGUGGUGGGGGUGGAGGCCAAGGUGGAGGAGGUGGGUACGGGGCAGGUGGUGCACACGGUGGUGGUUAUGGAGGAGGUGGCGGAAGUGGCGGUGGCUAUGGUGGUGGUUAUGCUCCCUAAGAACUAUUCGAGCGCCAACAACAUAUAUAUAAAUCGAAGUGUUCCCUCUAAUCUAUCAAAAAUAAGUAUGAGAUUAUCAACUCUCUUGAUUUAUAUGUAACUAAUAUAUUCUACAAUUAUCAAUUGCAAUAUGAUAAAACUAUUCCUCA